Molecule: messenger RNA, 3784 nt
Organism: Varanus komodoensis (Komodo dragon)
Lineage: Eukaryota; Metazoa; Chordata; Lepidosauria; Squamata; Varanidae
Gene: GPCPD1
Product: glycerophosphocholine phosphodiesterase 1
Exons: 20
Coding region: 297-2330 (677 amino acids)
Biological process (GO): glycerophospholipid catabolic process
Molecular function (GO): starch binding; glycerophosphocholine phosphodiesterase activity
Source: RefSeq, a predicted model, not a curated record
UGGAACCGGUUUGGGUCAGGGAGAGGCUUAGUCGUCAGCAAACAGCAGCGCAACACCGCGCCGCCGCCUCUUCCUCCUCCUCGGUCGUGCCGCCGCCGUCGGCGUGAACAGUCGCCCUUCUCCUGAAGCCCCAGCUCUGUUGCCCCGGGGGGGGGGGGGGGGGGAGAAGACAGAGCACGACUCGCCGCCGCCGCCGCCAUCAUCAUCAUCAUCAUAGUCAACUAUUCAUCACCUGAAAGCCUCACAAUCCUCCUCGUUGGACAGGUUGUAGCAGACAUACAACAUCAUUCACAAAUAUGGCACCUUGUCGGAUUACCUUUGAAAUGAGAGGAAUAUCUCCACCAGGAGAGGUUUUUGCCAUAUGUGGGAGCUGCAAUGCUCUGGGAAAUUGGAACCCCCAGUGCGCAGUAAUUCUUCAGCCAGAAGAUGAGGCUGGUGAUGUUCUGUUGUGGAAAGCUACAGUUGACCUUCCUAGAGGAAAGGAUAUUGACUAUCGAUAUUUUCAAGGAACUUUUUUAGAACCCCAGACUGUCGAUGGUCCAUGCCAAGUCAUAAUUCACAAGUGGGAGACUCAUCUACCACCACGAUCAAUAACCCCUUUAGAGGACGGUUUUUGCGUCGAUGAUGGGCACUUCGGAAUCUUUGAUGAUGUGGAGAGUGUCGAUUCUGGAUGGCUGACAUGUCAGACAGAAAUAAGACUACGCCUGCAUUUUUCUCAAAAACCGCCAGUGUCGAUAACUAAGAAAAAAUUUAAAAAAUCUAGGUUUAGGGUGAAACUUACCCUUGAAGGCUUAGAGGAGGAGGGGGAAGAUGAAGAGGAUGAUAGACUGUCACCUACAAUUCAUCAUAAGAUGGCAAACACAUUAGAAAUUUCUUUAAUAAGUGAUACGGAAUUCAAAUCUCGGCAUUCUCAGCCAGAAUGUGGUUAUGGACUUCAGGCUGACCGGUGGACAGAAUAUACAAUACAAACCAUGGAACCAGACAACUUAGAAUUAAUCUUUGAUUUUUUUGAGGAAGAUCUUAGUGAAGCAGUGAUACAAGGAGAUGCACUUCCAGGUCAUGUGGGCUCUGCAUGUCUGUUAUCCUCCACCAUUGCUGAAUCAGGAAAGAGCUGCGGUAUUCUUACUCUUCCUAUUAUGAACAGGAUUUCUCGAAAAACAAUUGGAAAAGUUCGAGUGGAUUACAUAAUUAUUAGGCCAAUUCAGGGAUACUUCUGUGAUAUGGAAGCCUCGUAUGCCAAAUACUGGAGAGAAAGAUCAGGGCUAGAUGUUGGGCACAGGGGUGCAGGGAACUCUACCACCACCACCAAGCUUGCAAAACUUCGAGAAAAUACUGUUGCCUCUUUAAAAAAUGCUGCUAGACAUGGAGCAGCCUUUGUGGAAUUUGAUGUACAUCUUUCCCGGGAUCAUGUCCCCAUCAUAUAUCAUGAUCUUACGUGUUGUAUUGCAAUGAAAAAGAAAGAUGAAAAUGAGCCAUUGGAGCUGUUCGAGAUUGCAGUUAAAGAGCUCACAUUUGCCCAACUGCAGUUAUUAAAGCUGGCACAUGUGACUGCAUUGAAGUCUAAAGACAGUCAAGAAUCAUUUAAAGAUGAAGACAAUGUUCCUUCUGACAUGCAACCCUUUCCCUCUCUGCAAACAGUACUAGAAAGUAUUCCUGAAGAUGUUGGGUUUAAUAUAGAAAUCAAGUGGAUCUGCCAGCAAAGGGAUGGCUUAUGGGAUGGCAACCUAUCAAGCUACUUUGAUAUGAACGUGUAUCUAGAUAUAAUUUUGAAAACUGUUCUGCUCAAGGCUGGACAUAGGAGGAUCAUAUUUUCUUCAUUUGAUGCAGACAUAUGCACAAUGGUUCGACAGAAACAAAAUAAAUAUCCCAUAUUAUUUCUAACUCAAGGAAAAUGUGAAUCUUACCCAGAACUCAUGGAUCUCAGGUGCCGUACAACGGCUAUUGCCACGAGUUUUGCACUGUUUGAAAAUCUGCUGGGAAUUAAUGCACAUACUGAAGAAUUGCUGAACAAUCCAUCAUUUGUUGAAGAUGCCAUAUCUAGAGGCUUAGUUGUCUUUUGCUGGGGUGAUGAAACAAAUGAGCCAGAGAACAGGAAGAAGCUGAAGGAAUAUGGAGUUCAUGGUCUGGUAUACGAUAGGAUUUAUGACUGGAUGCCUGAGCAGCCAAAUAUAUUCCAGACAGAGCAACUAGAGCGGCUGAAGAAGGAGGUACCAGAGCUGAAGAGCUGCAUCUGUCCCACCGUUAGCCACUUUAGUACUGUAGGUCUAUGUAAGUGUCAUAAUAGUUGUCCUGUAAAUGCAAGAAUGGUAGAAAGUACAAGCAGUUUCUAGAGGACUCCAUCCAGGAAGAAACAUUGUUUGAAAUGUACAUCCAGCUCUCCACUGUACAAUGCUAGCAAUGCCUCACUGUUCUUGCAUCCGAAUGAAGCAAUAACACAUAUUCCACUGCAGAACGUUAAAAGUCAUUGCUAGACUGUCCAGUCUUGCUAAAUGCUUGGUCAGUUGCAUUUCUUAUUCUACACCAUUGCAUAGUUCUUGUAUAUUUUAAACUGACCAGUUGAAGAUGAAAUUUGUGUACUGUAACAUAUGCAUCUGGUUUCUGGGCAGUCUGAGUGCAAUAGUUUCCUGCAUUGUUAGGAAAUGGCCAAAUAUUAAUGUUUAAUUGAGUUGACUCCAGUAGUGGAGAAGACUGUACUGUAUACAAUUACAUUUGGUCUGUAGAGAAGGUAUCUCAGGUGCAUGCAUGCACUUGCAUGGAUAGUGACAUCUGCACAAACCUGUGUGCCACCACAUUGCAAGAUUGCAAUUAUAUUCCUGUUUCCCCCUGCUGCCUUCAGGUUGCUGCUGUCUUGUGUACUAUUUUGCCAGAUACAACGAUGAGUAGUGUAGUCUCUGUCUAGCAACCUACAGGUGAAUGGUGCCCCUUUUCCACUGUUUUUGUACCUAAAUGUUGCUGAAGCUCAGAAUGUUCUAAAUCAGUAUAAGCCAAAUUGCCAGUGUCUGACUUAUAGAUUGAAAAAAAUGUAUCAUUGUAUCUGAAAGUUAAAUGAAAAAAUGCACAACACAAAAGCCAGUAAACAGUUAGCAUGAAACUAGAUGUUUGGCACAGUCCUUGCACUCUUGUGGUGCUAUAUGGUGCAAGGGUAGUAAGGGCUGAAAAAAAUGCUUAAAUCUUUGCUGAAAAACCACAAGCCUCUAUGUGUAGAUAGUUAAAUGAGGUUUUUAUCAUCUUAUUCUUUGUUUCUGACCACUAGCAGAUGUGUUUAAAGAAGAAAGGAAAGGCAAAGAUCAGUUGAUUUUUCAUAAUGUAAUAGGGUCUCAAUCAUUAACCUCUGGCUACUGUACACUGUGUAUAACUUAUUCAGAAAUUAUGAUCAGAGUAUUUUGUCACAUAUGUAUGUUUGCAUGUCUUUAAACCCAUACCUCUCUACAAUAGCAGGUAACUGAGACUGAAGUACCUGUACCUUUUUAUUGAAGUGUUAAAUGUAUAAUAAAAAAUGAAAAAGGAUAUAUUUAUUUUUUUCCUGCUAUGGCAAAUCAACAAUUGAAACAGUAGCUUGUAUGAUAUGAAUCUUGUCACUGCUGUACAAAGCUGAUUAUAUAAAGUUCAAUAAAUGCAAGUAUGUACAUGGUUUUGGUCUGUACUACUGAAGAUGUUUGGGGGAAGUGGUUUGUCUCCUAUUGCUUUGUAUUGAAAUUCCUUGCCUCCUGCAGACAGCACAGUCUUGAGGUAUGUGGGAAUGAUCCUAUUUUAAAAAUAAAAUGCAUUUUGUAUUGAAAUUCAA